Messenger RNA from Pelodiscus sinensis (Chinese soft-shelled turtle), 1146 nucleotides. Lineage: Eukaryota; Metazoa; Chordata; Testudines; Trionychidae. The record is from the annotation of a RefSeq genome assembly.
AUUUUAUGGCCACCAACCUACGAAAAAACCCACCCAAUAAUUAAAAUCAUUAACAACUCACUAAUUGACCUACCAAGUCCAUCCAACAUUUCCAUUUGAUGAAACUUUGGAUCAUUAUUAGGAGCCUGCUUAAUACUACAAAUCAUCACAGGCCUAUUCCUAGCCAUACAUUACUCACCAAACAUCUCAACAGCAUUCUCGUCAAUCGCCCACAUUACCCGAGAUGUACAAUACGGUUGACUAAUCCGCAACAUACACGCUAACGGAGCCUCACUAUUCUUCAUGUGUAUCUACCUACAUAUUGGACGAGGCCUAUACUAUGGAUCCUACCUUUAUAAACAAACCUGAAACAUUGGGGUAAUCCUCCUACUACUAACCAUAGCCACUGCAUUCAUGGGCUAUGUCCUACCAUGAGGACAAAUAUCAUUCUGAGGCGCCACAGUUAUUACAAACCUACUCUCAGCUGUACCAUAUAUCGGUACUACAAUAGUGCAAUGAGUAUGAGGUGGUUUCUCCGUAGACAACGCCACUUUAACACGAUUCUUUACCCUACAUUUUUUACUACCAUUCAUAAUCCUAGGCCUAACCAUAAUUCACUUACUUUUAUUACACGAAACAGGAUCAAACAACCCAACAGGACUUAACUCAAACAUUGACAAAAUCCCAUUCCAUCCUUACUUCUCAUACAAAGAUCUCCUAGGAUUCAUAAUAACACUUACCCUACUUCUAUCCAUCGCCAUAUUUUACCCAAACCUAUUAGGAGACCCAGAUAACUUCACACCAGCCAACCCACUAUCCACCCCACCCCACAUCAAACCAGAAUGAUAUUUCCUAUUCGCCUACGCUAUCCUACGAUCUAUCCCUAACAAAUUAGGAGGCGUACUAGCCCUACUACUCUCCAUCUUAGUAUUAUUUAUCUUACCCCUACUACACACAUCAAAACAACGAACACUAACAUUCCGCCCUAUCACCCAAACACUAUUCUGAUUAUUUGUGGCUAACCUUAUAGUAUUAACAUGAAUCGGAGGAAAACCAGUAGAAAACCCAUUCAUCAUUAUCGGCCAAGCAUCCUCCAUCCUUUACUUUUUAAUCCUACUAGUAUUAAUACCAAUCUCAAACAUAAUUGAAAAUAAAACAACCAAUUAA